AUGGCGUCAAAGGGAUCUAGACACCAGCAGCAGUCGACGGAUGGUUUGGUGAAGAAGGAAGCUCAGGAGCCUGCGGCCGGGGCGAUGAACGAGAUUCCGGAGCUGCGGCGGGGAUAUCCGGUCCCUCGGGGCCGGUAUCUAGCCAGUGACCUCCCGCCUCUGCAUAAGCUGGCAGAUAUAUUCGCUGACAUGGCGUCGAACGCCCUUAAACUGGGAUUUGCGUCUGUCCUCUCUCGGCUCGGCAGUCGACCACUUCGGGUGGCGACGAUGUGCUCAGGAACGGAAGCCCCGCUUCUAGCCCUGGAAUUGAUCCAGACGGGUCUAGGUAUGAACCAGCAACUUCGGAUCUCGCAUGCUUUUAGCUGUGAGAUUGUUCCGCUCAAACAAUCAUACAUUGAGCGGAACUUCCGCCCCCAUCUCUUGUUUCGGGACAUCACCGAACUUGGAGGCGAGAAAGCGCGGACCGCCUAUGGGUCAUCGAAAUUGAUUCCCGGUGAUCUAGACAUUGUAGUUGCAGGAACCGCAUGCGUUGACUUCUCUUCGUUGAACAACCGCAAGAAGACCCUGCAGCAAUGUGGCGAGUCUGGGGCCACGUUCGACGGCCUUUUGCGAUACGCGGAGAGAUAUCGACCCCGAAUGGUGAUCCAGGAGAACGUUCGGAAUGCUCCCUGGGAACAGAUGAAGGGAAAAUGGGAGGAGCUCGGAUACCUGUCGGUUUUAGUCACUGUCGACACGAAGCAGUACUACAUCCCGCAGACACGCGAGCGUGGGUACUUGGUGGUCAUUGACAAGCGCCGCUUGGAAGCAGCGGGCUUGAUUAGAGACUCCAUGGAUCAGAGCGACAUUAACAACGUCGCUCAACGCGUUCGUGAACUUGCUUGCCAAUUCAAACGACAAGCAAGUGCGCCUGUCGGAAUGUUUUUGCUGAAUGACGACGACCGCCGACUCGAGCUCAUCGAGAUGAGAGCCCGCCUAGAUUCCCGAAGCGACACCAGCUGGGAACAAUACCAAGUUCGCCACCAACGGCACCGUGACGAUCUUGAGCUAGGCAACGAAAGGCCAAUCACUCGAUCCCUGCCCGGAAUCAACGUUCUGAAGGCACCGGACUUCUAUUGGCAUCGUUUCUGGAAGACACAGCCGGAGAGAGUAUGGGAGACGGUGGACAUGAACUUCUUGAAGAGACUUGCUCAGUCAUAUGACAUGAACUUCAAAGAGCGUUGGAUCGACCUGUCUCAAGGUGUCGAUCGGGGGAAUGACAGUCUUGCUGGGAGUGGGAUCGCUGGUUGCCUGACGCCAAAGGGUAUACCGUUUGUGACCACUCGUGGGGGCCCCGUAUCUGGCACGGAGGCACUUGCACUGCAAGGUCUUCCCCUUGAUCGCAUGCUGUUAACGAGAGAAACCCAGGCCGAAUUGAUGGAUAUGGCAGGAAACGCAAUGACGAGCACCGUUGUCUGUGCGAUUAUGCUGGCUAGUCUUAUAGCCGUGCAUCCAAUUCUUGGAACCGACGAUGAGGGCUCAACCCAACCCGACGACGACGAGGCCAAGCCCCUUCUCAAUCCAAACGAGGAUUACAGCCUCGCGAGAAGCACCCUCCAAGUAACCGAAUGCCACCUCGUCAACCACGACGUCUUCAAAGCCAAAGCAGCGAGCAGUGUUCUGUGUUGUUCCUGUGAGAGACAGACUGGUGUUCAAGAUAACAUUCACCAAUGCACCCUCUGCGGGCAUACCGCUUGCAAUUUCUGUCGUGGAAAUCCCACGCAUUCAUAUUCACCUCUUCCCCUCUCCCGACAAGAGCCGUCAGAGUUUAUAGCGAACAUAAAGGGACUUGUUCCCAUGAUACUCAUACUGUCUGGUUUAUCUGAAUCGGAAUUCGAGACGUUCAAAUCCCUUUACCCUACCGAUUUCCUUCCCGAUUUUUGGGACGGUUUCAUCGACCGCAUAAAAAUCACUUUGCAAGAUGCUUUUCGAUUCUUAGAGAUCAAGCGUGGAAAAAAAUGGCGAGUUGUUUACAACGGCACACACUCAAGCUUGUGUCUUGACAUCGGUCCGGACUCCAUCCAAUGGCUUUUGUACGCAAAACCACCCGAGUCUGCACCUACGAAGAGCACUAUCAGAGAAGUGCUAGCAAAGCCGAUUGCGAGAAUGACACCAAAUGAAGGAUCGUUGAUCGAUGGGAAAUGGGAAGUGUGUUCACCCGUGAGCACACCGUUUUCACUUCAAAUUUCUGGUCAAAAUAAUCAGGUUCGAUCAUUUGAAGCUCAGUGUGGUCUGAAAGUCGCCAAAUUCGCCGAAGGAAAAGUCUGGACUACCCUUCUUGUUGAAGGAUCAGAUGAGGACCUCACAGUUCUUGAUCUUGAUGUCCGCGGAUUAUAUCAAUACCUUCCUGACUGUGGCACAGCGCUCGGUGCAUUGUACCGAAGACCAGUCACCGCAAAUAAGCCUGCCAUUUUUUUGUUCCUUGACCCAACGAAGACUGGGAAGCCUGAUGAUGAUACUUGCGUGUUCGCCAUUGACCACAGUCGCCUGCCAGGUUACGAAGUGAGAAUAACGAUCGCCGAGUUAACCCCAAAUUGGAGAUCGUUGGACGUGACACCAAUUUCGAAAGAUGUCAAAGCAUUCUGCCGUCGAUGGGUGAAGGCCCCGGAAGCACAAUUGAUUGCCUGUGCUCCUGAGCAGAUGAAAUGCGACACUUUGCAGCAAGGAAUCCAAGUCUCGAUUGCAAACCAGAACUGUCAUAAUGCUUGCAUUACCCUUGCCUCACUAUCAGCACCAGCAGCGAUUUUGAAGCUUCCUAACGUCGAGGCGCACUGGCAAGCUUGGGAUCCUGAGGCCUCUACUAGAGAGUUGAAAGGUCUUGCUUGGUUGUUUUCGAAAAUAGCGGCAUGGUCGGACUUCGAAGAUUGGAACGACAUCAUCUGCCCAGGAGAUCCAAGUUACGAACAUGACGUUGAUGCCAAUUGCAACGUCUGCAAUCCACCUUCCCCCAGUAUAACUUGGGGCCGUGACAAAAAUGACCGAAUCACUCCAUACGAGAACCCACAAGAAGCUGCCAUUUAUGAGCGUGCCGUCAAAUCCCAACCAUCGCCAUUUUUAAUUUUCAGGCGAAUCAACGGAUUCGGAGAUGCAGAGCUGCGCUUCACUCUCAAUAUUCAAGCACUGACCCACCUAGCACACGGGAAGUUGGCUGGCAUCGCGAGCCGCGAGAAAAUCACUUCUCAGUGGCGACUUCUGCCUCAUGCAUACGACAUGGCCAAAGAAGCUAGCAGCAGAUUUAGUUUGAUGAGCAACAGUAACGAUAUUCCGUCACCACAGCCUCCCAACUUCAAAUGUCAUCUGCGUGAUGAGCAGCUUCGGUCCUUGAGUUGGAUGAUUUCACAAGAAGCGGAAACAAUUGAACCUUUCACGGAAGAAGAAGUUGAAGAAUCUGUUCUCCCUUUGAUGCCCUGGCGUGCUGAAGUCAAAGCAACAAUACCCCACAUUGUUCGCGGCGGCGUGCUGGCUGAUGAGGUUGGAUAUGGCAAGACGGCCAUUGUACUCGGCCUCAUCGACUCACAAUACGAAGAAGACUGCAAGAUCCCGCCUGAAAACGAUGGAUUGAUUCCCACCAACGCAACCCUGAUCAUUGUGCCCAGCAACGUGUUCAAACAGUGGGUUUCAGAGAUCGACAAAUUUGUUGGAGCCAAGUAUCAAGUCCUGGCAGUAGAGUCAAUCAAGAAAAUUUCUAUUCAGCAAGUCCAAGAUGCCGACAUCGUUCUUAUGUCAUGGAGCGUCCUGGCAAAUGAUACUUACUAUAACCGACUUCAAAGAUUUACCGGCACACCCAAAGCUCCUGCAAGAUCGGGCGGAGGAACAGGCCGAAAUUUCGAUAGCUGGUUCCACGACGCCAGCGCUUCCCUCCGGGAGUGUGUUGAAACUUUGAGUAAUGAGGGGCCUGAGGCGAUGCUCCAUAAAUUGGAGGCCAGACGUCACCGAGUUCAAGAGACACAGGCCGACUUCACAUACGUACCUUCGAAACGUCUCCGUGGCCAAGCGUUUGCCGAUGCGAAUGCCGCUCGUGACCACAAUGUGGUAGUACCAAAGGAAGAUUUGUCUUCCGAGUCCGACUCAGGAUAUGAGGAAUCUGAUCUCUCUGACGGCCGGCCAAAUAUGUGGAAGCGAAGACGCAGCGAAAAGCCACAAAACGGUCCGGGAGAAAAACGACGCAAUAGCAAAUCAACUGAACCAGCUGAAGCGUCCGUUGAUAACAAACAAGGACCUAAAACAAAAUCUGAACCAAAUGACCGCAAGGACUUCAAUAUCACAAAUGUCAAAGAACAAGACUGGCGCACUGUCAAAGCCGCUUUUGUCCACGCUUUCAGCUUCAAGCGUUUGGUAAUCGAUGAAUACACAUAUGCAGGCGAAGACCGACAGGUCUCCCUAUUAUCACUGCACGCACGCUCCAAAUGGAUCCUUUCCGGAACACCGGCUCUCGAUGACUUUGCCGACAUCAAGAGUAUUGCGCGUUAUCUUGGUCUUCACCUUGGCGUGGACGAUGAUGGCGAUCGUGCCACAAAGAACAAGAGACUGCGAACUAUUCGAAAGAAUCACACAGCUGUUGAGGCAUUCCAGAUGUAUCAGGUCCCUCACAGCAAUGCAUGGUACAAGAACCGCCGACUGCACGCUCAAAAAUUCCUGGAUAGGUUUGCACGUCAAAACAUGGCAAAGAUCAAACGCAUUGAGUUGAUAACGAACCUUGACAUCAUCGGCCAAAUACCCACCGAAAAGGCGGCGUACAACACGUUGUUCCAAGCAUUCAAGGAAAGCAAGAAGCGCAUCGACGGUCCCUUGGAUAACAUCUUGUCCAAGAGUCAAUACCCUGAAGAGGCCCUCAUUACGUCCUGCACAACGUCUCAAAUCGGGAAGGCACCCUGGAAUAUCGAAAAAUGUCGCAAAGGAUCGUCCAACAACAAAACAAAAUCCACCGAGAUUUGGGAAAAGAUACGCUUGGUGUGCCGACAGGCAAUUAUUCUUUGGUAUCGUCAAACCACCACUCCAGAAGGCUGGGAAGAAUGCAUGGUCGGCGUCUUGAAGGGUAAAUUCGGCGACACCGGUUUCGUGAAUGCAUUAACCUCUCUUUUGACGGAUUGUUUUACAUCACACGAGGAAUGGAUUGAAUCAAACUCGCGAGAGUACAAAAAGCUCGGUGACCGGGUUGACGAAAGAGUACAAAAGGCCCUAAAAGCAGAUAAUGCCACCGCAGCCAAAGCGAAGCUUCCAACAAAUAUCACAGAAACCGAAGAACCCUUCGAAGAAACCCAGCAGCCGCCAUCAAAACGUGUGAAGAGGUCCGCGCAAGGGCCCUCCAACAGGGGCACACAGAUUGUGGCAGCUGUUAACAAAACCCUGACUACCGAAAUCAUCUCUCUUCUAAAGCAAGUCGGCGAGAUCGAUCGUGAACAUCGCUUCUACGAAGCUCUUUUGACCAUUCAAACCAACACAACUACACCUUGUCAAAACUGCAAAGAAGAUGUUCCCAACAAGGAUGAUCUCAACACCCUCAAAUCCUGUGGCCAUAUCCUAUGCGGAAAAUGUGUGACAAUGGCCAAAAAAGACAGGUCCUGUGUCAUCAGCGACUGCGACGGCCAGGUUGUGCAAUCCAAGAUCGUCCCCGGUACUUCUCUAGUCAACGAAGACCAAGCAACCAACAGCUCCAAGCUCAACAGACUUGUUCAAAUAAUACGCAACAUUCCACAGGACGAACUCGCCCUGAUCUUCGUGCAGAUAGGCCACCUGAUGCCCGUUGCCUCAGACGCCCUUAAAGCCGCGAAUAUCGACCACCGCAUGGUCACUUCGAGCAGCUUGAAGGUGAUCACUGAAUUCAUCGAAGGUCCCAAACCGAAGAAGGGCCAGACACAAGUACCACCACGUCCCAAGGCUUUGAUCUUGAAUCUCGGAAGCUCAAUGGCUGCCGGAUUGAACCUCCAAUGCGCAAACCAUGUCAUCUUCUUGUCGCCACUCUUCGUCUCGACUCAGCACGACUGGGAAGCCGGCAUGACCCAGGCUAUUGGCCGUGCUCGACGCUACGGCCAGCAACGAGAUGUUCAUGUCUACCAUCUGCUUGUGAAAAAUACAUGCGAAAUCAACAUCUUCCAAAAGCGUCACACGAGCAAACUUGUCGAUCGCAGCGGUGUCCCGACUUUGUUGCCCGAAGACCAGGUUCUUCUAGAAGACGAUACCCUGCUCGAAGGAGAAUAUUUACCCGAUGAUGUCGCUGGAUGA
This is a messenger RNA of Penicillium soppii, 6258 nucleotides long. Its product is annotated as putative SNF2 family helicase. The coding region runs from base 1 to 6258 and encodes 2085 amino acids. The transcript has 5 exons. Gene Ontology annotation, molecular function: ATP binding; ATP-dependent chromatin remodeler activity; methyltransferase activity. The record is from RefSeq and is a predicted model, not a curated record. Lineage: Eukaryota; Fungi; Ascomycota; Eurotiomycetes; Eurotiales; Aspergillaceae.